AUGGCGCCUACCUCUUUCGCUUCGGCAGCGGCAGGAAGCAAUGCUAGCGCAGCGCGUGCAGAGUCGAGUGCAGAAUGGUACUUCCCGAUUCUUCUUAACUCGCUCGCUUCCACCAUGACCAAUGACGUGACCUACGUGCCCAGUGCUCACCAGACAUUUGAUAGGGCUCGACGGACAAACGGUGCCACGCAAACUUUCCGGCGGCCUUCACACGCGACCUCGCUCUCCGGAUCCACCGCCCAGUCGUCUUCGAGAGACACUCCUGCCUAUCAAAACUCAUCAAAUCCCGGCGUUUACGUGCCUCCGCAUGCGCAACCCGGACGCAAUGGCAGCACUGCAGAGGGUCGCUUCUCACGGGAGCAGCUGACGCAGCUGUUCAGGACACAGAGGGAUAGCGAUGAACUCCUGGACGACCUGUCUUCGCUGUCUAUGGGCGGCCUGGAGCAGCACGCCGCGAAUGGAGCAUCGAGUGGUUCGUGGGGUCGCAACCACGACCACAGCAGGGACAUUCAAAGCGGGGUCGACCAGUGCUGGGAUCGCGAUGGCAGCAUAGAGCCGCUGAGUCUUCGCGACCUGACGGACGAAGAGAGAGAGGUCUUUCUUUCGUCUGUCAACUCCCCAAUGAAACCGCCUGUGCAGAACACGAACAAGGACGGAACCCCCAAGGAAGGUCUGUCCCUGCGCAAGACGUCGGUAUCGCAGGGUGGCGGUACGCCCUACGGCGUGUCAUCGCCUACGAGCACCCGCCCAGGCGGUCGCCGCCGUGACACAAGCGAAGCUUCCUACUUCCCUCAGUCUCCAGCGACUUCACGAUUCGCGCGCGAAGAGUCGAACACAGUCACCCCGCCACCUGCGCUCGUGCGCCGCAGGACCGACUACAAGGAGACAAGUGCGAGCGGCAAUGGCGAGGAGCGAGACAAGGACAAGGGUGCAGCUGAGAAUGCUGGACCUCAUGGUUCUUUGAAGCGCACAACGACUGCGCCCUUUAGCCCGGGCGGCACCACUUCACCGUGGUCUGCAUCUGGGGGCGGCGCAUUUGGGGCCUUUGGUAGCUUUGGUAACCCGCAGCCGGACAAGAAGGCCGGGCUCGGAAGCAUGCGUGGCGAGAGCAGAUUCAAGGGACUCAUGGGUAAAACCAGUGUUGAGGACUUUGAAAAAGAACCAAGGGAGAAGGCCUCGCUUAGCAACCUCGGAACGCUUAGCGAGGCGGAACCAGGGAAGUCAAGUGGAUCGUGGAUGGAGGCUCGUUCAAAAAGGCCCAUGAGCAACGACACGGAUCCUUACCCAGAAGACGACAUGCCAACUGGUAGUGCAGCUCUACGCGGCGGCGACGAUCUCAGCCCCCCUCGACGACAAGGCCAAGGAGCAUUUGGAACACCGCAACGCCCAGACGGACGCAACGACGUGUCUGCUGUAUUCGGAAUGACACAGGAUAACACUGGCAUGCGCGACAUUUUCCAGCGUGGAGACUUUACGCACCACUCUCCCAUGAGCCCAACCGACACCAACCCGUAUCAAAGCCCCAAUCACGCGCGCGACGGGCAUGAGGAUGAUUCAGAUGGCUCGGAUGGCCAGAACGCGCAUUACCCAGGCAUGGGCAGUUUCCAAACCGACCAGCCUGGCCCUCAUGGUCUGCACAACACUUUUGGAGGACUGGGCGGGCUCGGACGAGCUCCUGGACCAUUCGAAGUAGCUGCGAGCGAUCGUAGUCAGACCUCCAGCGUAGGACCAGCCCGAGGGUUUCCAACUCUUCCUGGCCUUGGUGGACUGCCUGGCCUAGGUGGUGCCUCAGGGUGGCCCUCUGGGCCUCAGGCUCUAGGAACUCCUAUUCGAGAGCGCGGUCUAGGUGCCUUUGACGGCGCAUUUAGCAACGUUGGAGAAGCUCAGUCGCCUUCACUCGCUGGUCUGGGCAGCAACUCGUUGUUUGAGGUGCAUUCGGCGGUCAGGCUCCUCGCACGUGACACUGACAGCCCUUUCCGCACGAUUGCGAACCGUGCGCUGUUCGAAGAUUUCUCUGGAGCUUCCGGCGAGGAUCACGGCUUACCAUUUGGACAAGCACAGUCCAACGCAGCUACCACGUCGCUGCUCAAUGGCCGCACUCAACCAGACUCGCACUGCUCAACCAUCAACCCCAGGCGUCAACAAAUGAGGUGGAUCUACCGUGAUCCUUCUGGGAAUACGCAAGGACCAUUCUCCGGACUCGAGAUGCACGAUUGGUACAAGGCCGGCUUCUUCUCCCCCGAACUGCUAGUCAAAAAGCAAGAGGAGCCAGAGUACGAGCCGCUCGCCCAGCUUAUCCGCCGCAUCGGAAACUCUAGGGAGCCCUUCCUCGUGCCUCAGAUCGGUAUUCCACAUGGGCCGCCUACAGCUCAGCCAGGCAACUCUUGGGCUGGCUCUGCUGGUCCAACCCCGACUCCAGGGGCCCAGCCUCCAUUUGCGAACAGUUUCCCUAGCUUUGGGACAACCCUGACCGCGGAGCAGCAGAAUGCACUUGAGCGUAGAAAACAAGAAGAACAAUAUCUAAUGGCCCGUCAGAAGGAGCAUUUGGCUGCGCAGCAACAAGCGCUUGCCAGGCAAGUUCAGAUUGGCGGCAUCCUGCCCAAUCAACUGCAGCAUCACGCCAGUGCCCACAGUCUGCAGAGCCAGCCAAGCUAUGGCAGCAUCACAUCUCCAGGUGGCUAUCAACCUUCGCCUAGUCAAGGAGGUGCCCCCGGUGCGUCCGUUCCAGGCCUCAUCGAUAAUGCCUUCCGAGCUGGGCCCGGAACCGUUCCAGGGCUUGGUCCAAUUGGCCCAGGCUCCGAGAUGGCGGGCAAUUCCAGGGAAGAGGACGUCCCUGGCCUGAUGGAGCGUCUGAACAUUGGGCGUGCUGGACAGCCUCCGUUCGGCGCGGGUCAGCAGGGCUUUGGCCAGCAACAAUCUGAGCCCACCCAUGCUCAGCAGGUCGUGGCUAUGCUCAGCGAUCGCGCCCGCUUGCAACGCGAGCAGCAGGAGCAUGACACAGUGCAACGUUUCGCCCCAAAUGACCAGCAAAACGCGCAAUCGUUUGCUGACCGGUUUCAACAAUUCAACGAGCUACGACUUCAGACUGACUUGGACCAAUCUGCCAAGGUUGCACCACCACCAGAAGGUAUCAUAGGAAAGCCGUCAGGCUCUCAGGCACAGCAACAGGGAGAUCAAUCCGAGUCUGAUUCUCCCGACUCCAACGCCCAGCAGUUCCAGACAGACUCAUCGUCUUUCGGCCAAGAGCCUUUGUCUCUGACUGAGCAGGUUCAGAAAGCCCAAUCAGCAAAGCACUCGCCUCAGCCCCAGUCCGCAUGGAACAAGGUAGAGCCGGCCAUCUUCCCAUUCCCGCCUGCGCCUUCGCAGUCCCCACUACCUGCUCCAGCAGCACAGAGAAAGCCAAUCGUCGCGGAGAAUCUCACAACCGAGUCUCGAUCUGGUGCCGCAACGCCUGCUGCCGACACCCCUAGUGCCUCGAUCGCUCCAUGGGCCAAGGAGCCUGCAGAGGCCGCUAGAGGUCCUUCUCUGAGGGAGAUCCAGGAAGCUGAAGCAAAGAAGGCUGCUGAACGCGAGGCAUUGGCAGCGGCUGCUCGCCGUGAGGCGUUCGAGAAGGAGAUGCAAGCCCAGACGCAAUCACCUGUUGUACAGCCAGGUCUGCCAUCCAGCUCUACGUGGGCUAGCGGAGCAUCGCCUGUCACCCCUGGUGGAGCUGCUGCGUCCGUCUGGGGAGCUAAACCAGCACCCGGAAAAGCUGCCACGCCAUCCGCCUCGCUCUCGAAGAAGACGCUGCAGCAGAUCCAGAAGGAAGAAGAGGCGCGCAAGCAACGCGCCGUUACUCAAGCCGCUCAAGCCGCUACUGCAUUUGGUGUCGCCGCUCCUGCUCCCUCGGGUGGUAAGCGAUAUGCUGACCUCGCGAGCAAAGUGACAACAGCAGCACCCAGUGCCCCGGGCGUUAACAGUGCCUGGACAACUGUCGGUGCCAGUGGCAAGACCAAGCCUCCGGGUAGUUCUACCCCCACGCCUGCUGCGGCUACGCGCUCUGUCAGCACUACAAUCGUGCCAUCUGCAGUCAAGAAGCCUACAGUGACUCGCAGCACUACAAUCGGUGGCCAGUCUGGUAAGCUCAACGCUGAGGAGGAGUUCCGCAAGUGGGCUGUCAAUGAGCUCCGUCACGACCUCAACAAGAGCAUCAAUGCCGAAGACUUUGUUUCGUCUCUUCUCAGCUUCCCCGCUGACGCUGAGCUCAUUACCGAAUCUGUGCACUCUGCCUCCAGCACUUUGGACUCUCGCCACUUCGCCGAGGAGUUCCUCCGCCGUCGCAAGCUUGCUGACAAGGGCAUCAUCGACGACCGCAACACUUCUUCUCCUGCAGAGAACAAGUCGUCAAGCAGCGGCUGGUCCGAGGUUGCCAAAAAGGGCGGCGCAUCGACCCAGCCGCAGCAGCCAGCGUCUCUCGAGAACAGCAUCUUCAAGGUCGUGGCGGCUAAGAAGAAGGGCAAGCGUUAG
This is a messenger RNA of Parastagonospora nodorum SN15, 4506 nucleotides long. RefSeq lists its product as hypothetical. The record is from RefSeq and is a predicted model, not a curated record. The transcript is spliced from 6 exons. Lineage: Eukaryota; Fungi; Ascomycota; Dothideomycetes; Pleosporales; Phaeosphaeriaceae. Gene Ontology annotation, molecular function: protein binding. Bases 1 to 4506 code for a protein of 1501 amino acids.